UCCUGGUGAUCAAAUUCUGAAGCUCGUAAAAAACAAAUUCUGUUUCGCAGCAAGAAAGACGAAAAUGUGUUGUCACAACUACUUUAUUUGCUUAUAAUGACAUAAAAUUAUCAUGUAAAAUGAGUGAAGUGAGCCUUCAAGAACGCAUAUUAAACUCGUUUGGUAUUUAAAAAUGUUAAUAUUUCCACUAAACUAACCUAUGACGUGGAGUGAUGUCUGUGGCCAAAGUUGCGACGGAGGAACGAGAUGUUGACGAUAGGAGAACUGAUUACAAUUUUUAUAAUAAAAUGUACUGUAUCGCAAGAGAAAUUGUUUUCUUUGUGGCCAUAACAUUUACUACGUAUGCAGCUUUGCAAAAUACAUCGCCGAAAGUUUCCAAGGGUCCGCCGCCCGUGCCGUUCUUCCCGCGGAACUCGCUGGUGAUGGACUUCUACAGCGGGCAGCUGGGGGCCGCGUUCGAGCGGAUCUUCGCGUCGGACGUGUCGUUCGUCAUGUACUACGCGCCGUGGGAUGCGGAGAGCCAGGCCGUGAGGGCCCACUUCGCGAACGUCGCGCGGUUCUACCGCAAGCAGGUGUUCUUCGCGGCCGUGAACUGCUGGCAGCCGCGCGGCGAGUGCCGCCAGCACUUCCCGAAGGUGCAGCAGUUCCCCGUGCUGGUGGCGUACGUGCAGCACACGAAGGGCGUGCAGUACAAGGGCGUGAAGGAGGCCGGCUACAUGGCCGCCUUCCUGGCGAGCGUGCUGCGGCCGCUGGAGCGCGUGCGCGGCCCCCGCGACGUGCUGCGCCUUGCCGCCGCGCACGACGCGCUGGUGGUGGGGUUCGUGGACCUGGCGGGGCCGCGGGGCGGGAGCGGGUUCCCCGCCUUCUACCUGGCGUCCCUGAAGCUGCUGGAGCGGGACCCGCUGCGCGAGGUGGGCGUCGCCGUGGCGACGGGCGCGGCCGCCCGCGGGGAGCUGGGCGUGGGCCGCACGCCCUCCGCCCGCCUCUACCUCUGGAACGAGACCCUCGAGUUCCCGCCGGACCAGCCGUUCGAGGCGGGCGCGCUGGCGGACUGGGCGUGGGGCAGCGCGCGACGGGCGUGCGCCUGGGUCACCCCGCCGGGCGUGAAGAGCCUCGCGCUGUCGUCGCGCGUCGAGGAGGGCCCCACGCUCAUGCUGUUCACCCCGCGCAGCAUGCUGCCCGGCCACAACUGGAUGUACAAGCUGCUCUACGAGUUGGCGCUGGAUUACUACAACUGCGAUGGGAACCUGUGGGUGUCGGAGCUGGUUCAGUACCUUCGCAAGGACCAAAUAGCGAGCAGGCUGCAGCUCGCGGAGGAAGAGCGGGCGUGCGCGGAGCGGCGCGAGGCCAGGGCGACGGCCGUGCCGACGCCGCCCGAGGCGUGGUCCAACGGCAGCUGCGCCGCGGGACCGUGCGCUGAUUGCCAGGCGCCCCCGGAGAGCUGCCCCCGGGACGUGUGCUGGCGGUGGGCAGCCAGCGACGGCGAGGGCGCCCCGUUCCCCGCCCGGACGCUCGGGGUGACGACGUCAAUGCUGCGCGGUGACGACGAGCGCUCGGCCCGCGCCGUCGCGGACGCCGCGCGGGCGGAGGAGUGCCGCUGGCUGGCGCGGGCCCGCGCUGCACACCCGCCCGUGUUCCCGCGCGGCAGCGUCCCUCGCAGCGGGGGCUUGCGGGACCUGGGAGGCCUGGCGUGCCGCACCAACCGGACGCUGUCCUUCCUCGCCGUGGACUCGCAGGCGUUCGGCCAGUUCGCGGAGGCGCUGGGCGCAGACGUGCUGGUGCGGCGGGACCAGACGGUGGCCCUCAUCCUCAGUCCCCAGGAGGAGAGUACGUACGUGCUGGAAGGAGGCGUGAACAGGGGCCUGCUGACGGAGUUCGUGCUGAACUACACGCGCGGCACGCUGAGGCGGUCCGUGCGCUCGGCGGCCGCUGCCCGCCCCGCCGGCCAGCUCAGCCGCUACCCGGAGCGGGGGCCGCGGGACUGCGGGCUGUCGGGCGACGCGGCGUGCGUCCCGGAGCUCACGGCCGACGACUUCCUGAGCACGGUGCUCGACCCCGGCAAGGCGGUGGUGGUGUUCUACCACAGCCCGUACUGUGCCUUCUGCCACGGCGUGGCCCACGUCUACCUCACGGUCGCGCGCUACUUCCGCGCCGUCGACGCGCUCCUGUUCGCCCGCGUGGACGGCGAGAGCAACGACCUGCCGUGGGAGUACGCGGCGGACCGCUACCCGACCGUGCUGUUCUUCCCCGCGCGCAGAAAGUCUGAGAGCCGGGUGUUCCCGCGGCGGCUGCCGCUGACGGUGCCCAACCUGGUGAACUUCGUGCUGGCGAACCUGGGGUCGGGCGGGGAGCGCGUGCAUGCCCUGGCGGGGCUGUGCGCGGCAUGGGACGCGCGGCUGGACGCCGCCUCCGCCCGCGGCUGCCUGGCGCGCGCCCGCGCCGAGAGCCUACGCCUGGUGGCGCGCUCCCUGGCGCGGCUGCGCGAGGCGGCCCUCGGGGCCCGACUCCGCCCACGCCGGCCGCUUCACGCCCGCUCGCGCGUCGCUGCGUUGCUCCGGCUCCAGCACGCCCGAGACCUGCACCUGCUGCUGGGGUCCGUGAACCGCCUGGCCGAGCACGGCGCCGUGUUCGCGCGGGUCCGGGCCUCGUUCCGCGCCCACCUGCGCGCCGUCGGCGCGGCCGGCCGGGCGUAGCACGUUCCGCACAUCGUCGAGCAAGUCACCAGUACGGGCGGGUGCUUUGAAAGAAUGUUGAGCGGUAACCGCAUCUUCCAGGUUUGUCGACCAAGCUGCAUUCAUUCACACGUACGCGCCAUCCAGAUUCAAAAUGACGAUGGUGCCCAAGCAAUAUUUCGAUAGGCUUAGCACAGCAUGUCAUGAAGUAACCGAGACAGCCAUCCGAAGAAUUUUAUACAGCCUGAAAUUUUAUACGCUAUUGAAAAUAUUGGGAUGAUGGUUCCGCGAAUAUUGGUGGGAAUCAUGUGAGAAGUGAGAUUAGGAUUGAAGUUUUAUCACAGUAGGUUUAUUUUUUUUUUUAAAAAAAAAAUUAUUUUGUCGCUUACUUAAUGAGUUGCUCUCGUAGUACGACGGUACAGAUAGUUUGGCGAACUUCAUCAUUGCAGUCUUUCCAUUUGUUGUCGAUGGUGGUCUGUGCCGGAGCCACUGGGGCGGUUCAACACGACGACGUGGGUGUCAAGACACGAGCGUGCCAUCACUAGUUUUUAUACCAGCGUGUCGUCAUUCGUUGAUAUAAUAUCGUGGAAACACACACUUGCUUUCUUCUGUGACAACCAGCAUGAACCAGGAGUGUCCUAUGUCCAUGAUGAUAUAUUAGAAAUAUGAUAUACAUAUGUAUUAUAAACCUGUUAUAAUAUUUUUCAAAAGGGCUUUAAGGAGAAAAAAAUAAUAUUAUAAGCAGGAAAAUUUUGUAAGCCAUAAAAUAUCAACUUAGCCUUUGUCAGUGUUUUUUUAUAUUUUUUACCAAUUGACUCAUUAAGCCAACAAUUUUUCAACUUAAUCAUGCUUCCAUUUUCUAUUUAAUUUGUUUUUAAAGACACACUGCCACAUUUCUAUAAAACGAUUGACGAUAUGGGACAAUGCUGAUGAAAUAAUUUUAACUCUUUAUCAGAAAUAGAAAACACUUCGUUUUUUUUAUUCUUCUCAUUGUGGAAUAGCUGGCAAACUAAAAUAUGGUAGGACUAUGUACGUACAUCUGAAAACACGCUAGAAUGGCAAGGAAUGGAAGGAUAUGUAAAUUUUUUCCCUUCAAGUCAAGGUUGCUAACAGACAUGUAACUCCAAACGUUAUGUAUCUUCAAUACAUAUAUCCAGUAAACAGCGUUAGCCAGCGCUAAUGUGUAGCACUGGUAUUCUGGCACACUUAUAUUUGUUUUUCCGUACAAUCCUGUUCGAACAUUCUUUUUAUGUAUACAUUAUAUUAGAGAUUGUAAACAGAAAUGCACGUAACGUAUAAAAGUAAACCUUUUAACAUGUUAAACUUCACAAAUGGGAUAAGUGUUGGAAUAUUGGGUUUAAUUUUUUUUUUUUUUGCAGUUUUGAAAUUAAUAAAGGAAACAUUACAAGCAGGAAAUACACUAUUUGUGAAACGUUAUACGUAUGCAGAAGUAAAUAUAUUGUCCUUAUGAGGGAAAUGUUGGGACUUUAUAAACAUGAUGUUAUAACAGGAACAUUGUAACAGGGUUCUAACUGUAAAUCAGUGUCUUCCCCAUCCGGAAGAUUCAUUCGAAGGACGUGUGUGUUCAUGUGUUUUACGAACUCUUUUACUAAUUUAUGUGAAUACAUUUGGUACGUAUACACAACAAUUAAUUAACUUUUUUUUGUUUUUUUUUUAAUCUGAUCCAUAGGUUUUUCGAUGACACACACACAAACAAAGAACAAAGUUAGGUGUGUGAAGCAUACUUCAUACGUGCUGCGAGUGUGUUAAAAGGGGGGGGGGGGCAUGUACCAUUCUAGUUCGUUGUUUCAUUUUUACGUCUAACGUGGUUACACUUCUAGACUUUUUAGUGGCUGAACUCCAACAAAUUGAGAAUAAUAUGUAGUGCUUAUUUUUUUUUUGCAUAAUUAGCUUGGCAAAGUUUCAUUUUAAAAAUUUUUGUACAAGAUGGAUGAGAACCAAAUGAAUGAAACAUCUGAAAAUUUUUGGGUUUAAAGGCACGGGCGCUGGCCACUGGUUGGUAUGGUUCAAAUUUCUCUCAGAAAAAAAUUAUUUAGUUUCAUUUAACCUUUUAAUUUCAUAACAAUUCUGAGAAUUAAAAAAAAAAGUAUCUAAAAAAGUUCCCCCUUCCCCCCCCCCCCCCCCCCGAAAGAAAUUAAACUUUAUAACUAAAACAUACAAAUAAGUUUCAGUAUUACAUUUCAUUUAAUCCUCCUUAACAUCCAUACUGCACAAAUAUCUGAAGAAAAAAAAUGCAACUUUGGCAACUAAUUAUGCAAUUAGUAUGAUAUAUAUUUCUAUAUACAUUCCAUUUUGUGAAAGUUUAGUCGCACUAAAAGUUGGAAAGUUUGACCGUGCGGAACGUAAGUGUAAAAUUACGACCUGGAACAGGACAUUCACCCUUAACGACCGGAUUCCACAGGUGCUGGUUUGUCUUCCCGGGUCAUUAUUAUUCAUCCAUUCACCCCUUGAUCUUCUCUCUCGCCGAUUUUUUACUAUUCGUCGAGGGUGGCCCGCCCCAAAGUGCGUGGGGGUGGUCGUGCGGUUUCGACUUCUAGGCUCCUGCGGCAUUUACGUGAUAGUUGAAGAACUGAGAAUUUUGUGACUGUAUGAGACAGGGUUUUAACGGAGGGGCUUGUUUAUGCUUCAGUCCUGAUUCCCAGAAUUACUUCCGGUCACCUCAUUUACCCAUGUGACGUUUAUUUUACGACAUUAAGAACUCAUGAGUUGCAUUAUUUUUUUGCAUAAUCAGCUGUCAAAUUGCAAUCUUUAAAAUAAUUGCAGAACUGUUUCGCAGCCUGUUGGCUACUUAAUUGUAAUAAUUAUAAUUUCUCUACGAGUAAUCAUCAACCUCCAUUGUCUGUCCAUUUUUUUUUUUUUUUUUUUUUUUUUUUUUUUUUUUUUUUUUUUAGUUGCUAAUUAUCAUUUACUAUAAUUGGCUGUGUUCGCAUUAUUGGGUGUAUUUUUUCUGGGAAGAUAUUAGUUAAAAAUUUACUGCUACACGAUUCUUGUUAUGCAUGUAUAUUUAUUUUAUGACAUGUUUUUUUUUUUAAAUGAAAGUGUAUCAUUUAAUCGCAGUUGUAACGCACUUAGGACCAUGUGCUCAGUCAGGUUUUGAGAACAUAUUUUUUCCGGGGACUCGAGACGAAUGCACAAAAAAGAUCACGAAAGAAGUUUUCUUUUUCGUGUCAACAACUUAGCUUUAUUUUAUGUUGUUUUCCCGUUCAAAGGCAAAGCUAAAACUUUAGCUGGGUGAAGUAAUAUUCCAAAUGGUAUUAUCUUCGAAAGAUUUGUGCAAUGGGAGUGCAUGACUUUAUGUAGGCUUUUGGACAUACGCCAUUGCUUAGCACAUGUAUGUCUGAAGGAGAAAACUACAAAAAAACACACAAAAAACACAAAAGACAAAAAACAAAUUAAACAAAAAAUUUGCUGUUGUCAGAAUUUAACGCCACACAAUACUCCGCAACAGGAAUAUGGUCAACAAAGAAAAAACAAAGAAAAAUGGACUAACAGAACGAAAAAAAACCCACAAAUGAUGACAGCACAAAGAUACCCAACCCAAAAAAAUUCAGCACAACAGUUGAAACGAGACAAAAACACAGCAAAACGAAAAGACGAAACAAACACAAUAGUUUUCCAAAAACAAAAAAAGAGAAACGAAUAAAACCCCCACAAAUGAUGACAGCCCAAAAAUAUUGAACCCAAAAAAAUUCAGCACAACAGUCAAAACAAGACAAAAACACGACGAAACGAAAAGACGAAACAAACUCAACAGUUUUCUAAGACAGAAACAAGCGACGUUUCGGGAACUGGAAUCUGCUCCCGUCCUCAGGCAGGGACGCACAUGGUACGGAAACACAGGUGCGACUUUGUUUGUUGACCUUAUUCCUGUUGUGGAGUAUUGUGCGGCGUUAAAUCCUGACAACAGCAAAUUUUUUGCAUAAUUUGUUUUUUGUAAUUUGUGUUUUUUUGUAGUUUUCUCCUUUAGACAUACAUGUGCUAAGCAAUGGCGUAUGUCCAAAAGCCUACAUCAAGUCAUUCCAAAUGGUAACCGUGCACUCAAAAUUAAUGUUGAGACUCAGGCUUUACAACCCGAGUCAUGGCUUGAGACUGACAUGAGCUGCGAUUCUGACUGAGCAUAUGGCACGAGGUGCGAAGAAGGGGGAGGGAGGUUGUUGUUACGGCUAGUCACGUUGGAGGCAGCCGGUUCGAGUUUUGUAACUGUUGCGUCGCCGAGUCUACAGAGCGAGCGAGCUGUCUGUCUGUGAUAUUCAAAGUCAUGUUAUUUUUUUGUAAUGCUGUGUACAUAUUUUACUGUGUAUAAAGUAAUAUAUAUAGCUGAACAAUUUAUACCUAACAUUAUAUAAACCCUAGUGCGAAUUGUGUAGGGAUUGUUAUAAGUUAUUUCCUGUAUGUAUAGUAUUUUAUUGUUUUUGGUUAAAUAUAUGAAGCUAUUUUG
This is a messenger RNA of Bacillus rossius redtenbacheri, 7131 nucleotides long. Its product is annotated as thioredoxin domain-containing protein 11. NCBI's taxonomy places the organism in Eukaryota, Metazoa, Arthropoda, Insecta, Phasmatodea, Bacillidae. The transcript has 11 exons. The record is from RefSeq and is a predicted model, not a curated record. The coding region runs from base 213 to 2693 and encodes 826 amino acids.